Messenger RNA from Castor canadensis (American beaver), 1859 nucleotides. It is a transcript of the gene C3H14orf119, whose product is annotated as chromosome 3 C14orf119 homolog. The record is from RefSeq and is a predicted model, not a curated record. Lineage: Eukaryota; Metazoa; Chordata; Mammalia; Rodentia; Castoridae.
CUAGGGUGCUUGGGUGUUUCCGGCUGGUCUGGGACCGGAAGUGCGUGGGCUGCCCGGCUGGCGCUGCUUAGGGUUUUCAGGAAACAUGGAAGCGGUGGUGAUAGUUGGAAUUGAAGGACUCUUGUGAUGAUCUCUGGGUGCCCUCUGAGAGGAAAGGGGAGGAUGCCACUGGAAUCACCUUCCUCAUCGCUGCCAUUAUCCUUUCCUUCUCCUUUACCCUCAGUGCCAGACAAUAUUGCCAACUCUUCCCCUCUCUCAAUGUCUUACAUCACAUCCCAGGAGAUGAAGUGCAUUCUUCACUGGUUUGCCAGUUGGUCAGGUUACCAGCGUGAACGUUUUCUACAGGACCUGGUAGCUAAGGCAGUGCCAGGAAAAUUACAGCCACUGCUGGAUGGUCUGGAGCAGCUUAGCGUAUCUGGGGCAAACCGGCCCCCUUGUAUUUUUGAGUGCCAGCUACGUCUUUGGGAUCAGUGGUUUCGAGGCUGGGCUGAGCAGGAGCGUAAUGAAUUCAUCAGGCAGCUGGAGGUCAGUGAGCCAGACUUCGUGGCAAAGUUUUACCAGGCAGUGGCUGCCACAGCUGGAAAGGACUGAUGGGCAUUCAGAUCAAAGAAGAUAACAAUAGCUGAUGGAGUGAAGGCCAUGACUCUACAAUGAGCUAAAAUGUGUCCCUUAAAAAUUUGGGGGGUAUUCCAAUGAGGUGAACUUGCCCAUGAGCAUGAGCAUGGCAGUUUCAACAUUUACAGUGUAUCAACUGGACUCCUGGUGUAAGUGUUAUUUGUCUAAGCAAAUACAGAUGAUGUCUGUCUCCUAGUUUGCUUCUUUCCAAGAGAUGUCAAAACCUCAAGAAUUUAAUAAGUGCUUUUGCAAGUACAACCAAAAAGAACCUACUUGUUAUAAACUCAAGACUGCUGCUGGCCCAUGAGGAAUAUAAAGUAAAACUCUUCCUCCUUAGAAACAGGAAAGAAGAAAAAGUAUUUUUAUAGUUUCUAGUUUUAGCACCCUUACCAGACUCUAGCAUAAUUAUGAGACAUGCCAACUACUUGGUUUCCCAGUGGUGAUUUAGUAAAAUUAUGGAAAAUCAGGUGAGGAAGAUAAGUACUCUACCUUUCAUGCUGUUUGACUCCAAAUAGCAAUGAAAAAUUAGUAAAAAUAUCAAAUAGCUUUUUCUAAAGCAUAUGUGAGCUCCUUGGAGCUGGUAGCAGAUGUUCCUAUUCUGUUGCUAUUCUACAAUGGUAUGAAAAUAAGUGAAACUUUACAGGUUAAGCAGUUUAUUUUUAUAUCAAAAUAAAGAAUGGAUCUUCAUAACAUUUCACCUUUUUAUUUUUUUCGUUGCAAAGCUAAUAUAAAGUUGAGAAAGAGACACUCUAAGGAAAGUAGAACUUCAGGGAACCUAAUAGAAUUUCUGCCCAGUUGUCUCUUAAGAAAUGUCCUGUACACUAUCCUGUCAUGUUCUGGGUAGUAUCACACUUCCCUUAGUUUCCAGUUGGGCCCUUGUGCCAUGUAUCUCUUGAUGGUAAUGGGCAGAUGGUCCCACCUGAAGAGUAGCUCGUUUCUGAUAGGCCACAGUUCCCAGUGCACCUACCAGAAUUAGCAGCAGUAGGCAGAGUCCCAUGGACAGAAAUUCGUGAAAACUGGAGGGGUUAUGGUCUGAGGUAACCAGCAACCUAGAAGCGUAGAAGGUACUAUUUGGCCUGGAAUCAUGCCUAGUUUUCAGAGAUGAAGAGCUUUACUUAUAUAACGUGGAACCCAUGAAACUGCUUUAUCCAAGCAUCACGCUAAACGAAUCAGUAAGGGAAUGUGGAACUGGAAAGUAGGAACAAGACCAAGAUCCAAGUCCUCCAGCAACUUAAAUUGUUGGA